CGGGGAGAAUAAAUAGAGCCAGCAGCCCGAGGGUGGGGCAGACGGCUUCAUCAUGUCUUCUGGAGGUCUUCUUCUCCUGCUGGGACUCCUCACCCUCUGGGCAGAGCUGACCCCCGUCUCCGGCCAGGACCGUCCAAAGUAUUGUGAUCUUCCUGCUAACCCCGGACCAUGUAGAGCAAAAAUAACUCGCUUUUACUACAACUCGGAUUCAAAACGAUGUGAAAAGUUUAUUUAUGGUGGAUGCCACGGCAAUGCCAACAAUUUUGAGACCAAAGAGAAAUGUCAUUACACCUGUGUCGAAAAACCUGGGGUGUGUCCCAAGGCCCAUCCAGGCACAAUCACUAUUUGUCCUGUGAGAUGUCAAAGUGACUGGCAAUGUGAUGAGAAACGGAAGUGUUGCACUUAUGCUUGCAUUACUGACUGCAUGGAUGCUAUCUAAGGUAACACCGAUAAA
Messenger RNA from Pseudonaja textilis, 454 nucleotides. Lineage: Eukaryota; Metazoa; Chordata; Lepidosauria; Squamata; Elapidae. The record is from RefSeq and is a predicted model, not a curated record.